Pararge aegeria (speckled wood butterfly) is the source of this 6064-nucleotide messenger RNA. Its product is annotated as phosphatase and actin regulator 4B. The coding region runs from base 152 to 1960 and encodes 602 amino acids. Gene Ontology annotation, biological process: actin cytoskeleton organization. The transcript is spliced from 14 exons. The record is from RefSeq and is a predicted model, not a curated record. Gene Ontology annotation, molecular function: actin binding. NCBI's taxonomy places the organism in Eukaryota, Metazoa, Arthropoda, Insecta, Lepidoptera, Nymphalidae.
AUUUGUAAUAUAAAUGUAAAACAAUAAAAAAGUAAAUUUGUUACUUUUGUAUCUUUUUUAAACUGCUGCACUGUUUAAUUAUAAAUCUGAAAAUAACGUUUAUUUGUUAAAAUGCCACUUUCUUCUAUGUUCUUAUAAACGAAAUCAUUCAAUGGCUAGUGACAGCGACAAAAGUUUGAGUAAUCACAACUUGGAUGGCUCCCUAAAAAGCAAUAAGAAACAAAAUAGCAGUGGAAAUAUCGGUGACAGUGGAGACAAAAAUAUUCUUGGCCAACAGCAGUCUCUUGUCAAGGUUGGACGGCAUUUGUCACUACCAUUUGAUUCUGCAGCUACUAAUGGUGACAUAACCAAAAAACAAAAUGGUUCGGCUGUACGCACGAACAGCCUCGGCUCGGGUGCGCGAACUCCGCCUGCGGAGCGAACAAAGUCCAAAUUCUCAGCCUUUGGUAGACUUUUCAAACCAUGGAAAUGGAAACGGAAAAAGAAGUCUGAGAAAUUUGAAGAAGCUUCUAGAAAAUUAGAAAGGAAGAUAUCCGUCCGAGCAAAUAGAGAUGAGUUAGUUCAAAAAGGAAUCCUUCUCCCUGAUAGUCCAGUGACCCCUGUUCCCGAAGACAAUGAGGACGUGUCCCCGACGUAUGGGGAGGAGACGCGGAGUGAACGCGACAUGGGCAUGGACCGUAUGGGCAUGCACGCGGCGUUACAUGCACAGCUCGCGUCUCAGCUUGCUUCGCAGCUAGCGCAGCAACAGCAAGCAGCACUAGCAGCUGCCGUUGCUGCCGCCGCCGCUGCCCACCACCACCACCACCACCAGAACAACAACGUUAUAGAACCAAAGAAAGAUAAACUGGAGAAUGGUGGGGAGAUGGUGAGGCCAGAGAGGCCGAAUUCAUUGACCGCGGGCAAACUCCCAAGACGGAUAUGCUAUCAAGGAGACGUAGGUGGUUACACCGUGGGGGGCGAGAGAGAUGUGAGCGCGGAGGAGCAGCUGAUGCUGUCAGAUCUGCCCGAACCGCCCAUCGCCGUCUCAGACAUUGGACCCAUUCCACCACCGCCGAUGUUCAGCUCGCCGAGCCCAACGCGCCACCACGCGCACACAAUCAUCAAUACUCACUCUGAUUCCGAAGAUGAGGACUCUGGAGAUGACGAGGAGGUGGAGGCAAGCGCGGCGGACACGUCCCGGGUGGAGGAAAUCCCUCCGAAGGAGCCGUCGUUCAACGCGGUGCCUCUCAAGUCAGCUCUCAAGAAGCGGCCGGCGCCCAGUGCCUCACCUGCCGCCACUCCUCUCGCGCCACGCCAGGAUCACCACCACGCCAGUUUUAAGCGGCCGCCGCCAAAGCCGAGGAUCCGCAUAUGCAGUAGACCGGUGCGCGUCGGUAACGCGCUGGAAAACAAGGAGAACGCGCGGCCUUGGGAGGGCGCGGGCGAGUUUCGCGACGACUACGCGAGCGAGUCAGAGCGCGUCGCCGCCAAGCUCGCGCGUAAGGAGAGUCUGAACAUUAAGCUUGCGCUACGCCCCGAUCGUCAGGAGCUCAUUAACAGGAACAUCCUGGUGGUGCAGAGCGACCACGAGCGCCAGGAGUCGUGGGAGGCGAUCGGUGCGCGGCUCAUCCGACGCCUGUCUAUGCGGCCAACUGCUGAAGAGCUGGUCGAAAGGAAUAUUCUUAAAAGCCAGUCCCCGGCGGAAGAGAAGAAACAAAAAGAGGAAAAGAAACGGUACCUACUACGCAAACUUAGUUUUCGGCCCACGGUCGAUGAACUUAAGGAAAAGAAAAUUAUCAGAUUCAGCGACUACAUUGAAGUCACACAGGCUCACGACUACGACCGUCGCGCAGACAAGCCAUGGACGAGGCUGACACCUCGCGACAAAGCUGCCAUCCGACGCGAGCUCAACGAAUUCAAGAGCUCCGAGAUGGCGGUUCACGAAGACAGCAAGCACCUCACUAGGUUCCAUAGACCAUGACGGCUGUGCCUUAGCCCUGGAGAGGAGAGCGCGCGGUGCCGUGGCUGAAGAGCGGCGGCCCCCGCGCCGUCACCUGUGAUUUUUAAUGUAUUUAUAUUGACUUCUUCCGGCCCUCGGAAGAUUUGUACGCAAUAACUUACCAGAACGCAGCGGUAAAGUGUUGAUUAUUCUAAACUCAUGUUUAACUGCCGUUUCGGAGUUACGAUUUGUGAACGCGAACCGUGUGUGCAAUUUUUUUUUUUUUUUUACGUUUUACCCACUGUCAUUUUAGUAUGUUUUUUUCGAGUACAAUUUAUUAUGGUUAUCGUAACGAUAUAUAUUUAGUUGACGUAUCCUAAGCGUACCUAUACAUUCUUUGAAUUGACCUUCGAGAAAGGUUAGUGAUACUGAUUAUUGUGGGCGAGAUUGAGUUUAUGAAGCUCGGUGGGUUUUAAGAGUUAUUUUAAAAUGUGAGAAAUAUCCCUUUUUAGGAAUUAUGUAGAUUUGUGAUUUCUCUUAAAUUGCUAGCUUAGAACUUGUAGUCGUUAAGCUAGUUUCGAUUUUUGUCAUAUUUAUUUCCCGCAGUUGUUUUCGGUCACAAUUUGUAUAUUUUACUCUUGAAUUUUAUCAGUGCGUAGAUGGGUAUUGAAGGCGAGCUUCUUUUGCUUAUGACAUUAGUAUACAAUCGUUGAUCGUCAUGUACAUUAAAUAAUAUAAUUUAAGUACUACGUUCAUUACGAUGUUUCGAUUCCCUUGUGCGGAGAUACUACCACAGAUUUUCAUAAUUGUUUCUAGAAUACUUUGUAGAAAUUCAUAAAUUAGGAAGAGGUACUAAUUCGGUUUCGUGCAGAACUUUAUAUGAUUAUCUUCGAGCAACACGUUUGCACUCUCGGCAGAAUAGAUAAAAGAACAAUAUUUAAUUUCUACUGUAAAAUUCUUAUAAAAUAUAGGAGAUUUUUUAUGUUUUAUAACUAGAUAGAAACUAACACUCCACAAGUUAUACUUCACUAUGAUAACAUAUUCCUAUUUUAUUAGCACUAAAAUUAAAUUACCUAACCUGAGUAACUUAAAUCUUUAUAAAAAGUUGUUAAAAAGGUAUUUAAAAUAGCUAUUGCAAGUUGCAUUACAAAAUGGCUUGUUUGUAGUUUUUCGAAGCGUCCAUCUAAAAUCCUGUUUUAAAAUGAAUUUUAGAAAACAAAAUAAAUCUGGAUAUACAGGUACCAUACAAUAUAUUAAUAAAAAAAAAACAUUUUGGAAAUUAACAAAUUCAGAUUGUUUAUGUGUAACUGGGAGAUUGUAUGUCAUUAAAAUAUAAAAUUUCUGUUAAAUUGUUAUGAUACGGUAAUCGAGUUGUCUGCCAAUCGGAUAAAAUUGUAAACCAAUAAUGUCAAAACGGAAGUUUAAUAUGUCGGAUUAUCUUUUCAAACAGCAUCAAUAUUUAUUAAUUACAUGAGGCAGUAAUUGAUGUUUCAUACGUUAAUACGAGGAAGUGUGGAAACAUAUUGGUAUAUCACUCGCACGCUCCCACCAAGCGUACCGUGACGUCAUGGCUUGCAUCGUACGUAUUUCUGUCAUCGGUCAAUCAACUGAUUCGAAAAAAAUCUUCAAUAUCGCUGUCGAAUUAAUUGAUCAGGCAUUAUUUAAUAAAAAUAAAUUCUGAGCAGUAUUCAUAAAUAUGGACCUACUCGUAAAUAGAAAAAAAAAUCGCGCGUGUACAUUAAAUUAUGGAAUAUGUGUGCUUAUGCACAUGAAAAGUAAUUCUUCUUCAGCGUUAAUUACAAAUGAAUGACAUCAAAGACUACGAAUAUUUAAUUAAUAACACUAUAAUUUAAUAAAAAUAAGACUCAUUGGUGCACACACGUCAAUAUUAUUAACAAGAAUCUGAAUAUUUUCAAUGUCUAUUGAAGAAUUGAAGUAUUACCGGGCAGCCAUUAUAGCCAAGAAUGUAUGUGUUAUAUCUGCACACCGCCUUGUUUAAUUCGGAUAAGCUCACUCUCCUCUACUGACCUGCUAUUUUUAAAUAAAAGCUUAAAUAUUGCCCUUAUUUGAAACGCCAAUGAUGACAUACGAGUUUCUCAGAAAGUAAUAAUAGUGUUUUUAGUAAUUCAAAUUUUAGUUCCUUGGACACUCGUAUUACUGCGUCACAUUAACCGCGGCCCAAUGGCGUCAAACCAUUUGAGACAAAAACAGUGAUGUCAUCUGACAACGCACCAAAAGCCGUAAAAUUUCAAAAAGGUUUACAUGGUAACCUUUGGUAUUAAGACGCUCGAUUAUCGGUUAUUAACCUCGUUGAGUCAAGUGCAACCUGUACGAAACGAACAGCCUCGUCGGGAACAACUUGUUAAACUUAUGUCGCUCUAGCCUAGAUAUAGUAUAUAUAAGUAAUUCAAAUUGAACGAAGUAUCGCGUAAAGGAUUAAACGUUAAUGGGAAACUGUAGUUGUGUAUGGGUAAUGAGAGCCUCUGAGAUUACUUCGAUUGUUUCGCAUAUAAGACAUUUUUCUUAUUUAUGAUUAAAAUUAACAAAUUAUUAUUAUAAUAGUGUAAUAGUGAAAUAAUACUGCUCUUGAGUUCUUUCAUUCAUUUCUAUUGUGAUGUGGUUUGAGGUUAACACUUUUACAAUAUAAUUCCAUGGUAAAAUAAUUAAUAUAAUUAGGACGCAUUUUAUUGAGCGAUGUUCUGUUCAGUAGCGGUGCCAUUAGAUACGUUUUCGAAAUUUAUGAAUGUAGCAGAAGAAUGUGUUUGUAAUAAAUUCUUCCAUUGAGAUGUUCAGUGAUGUUAUUACCCCUAAAGGAGUAGUUCCAAGUGUAUCAGGCGUAAACAUGAUGUCGAUGAUGCCGUUGUCCCCGUUGACCGAAUGCCGGUUAUCCGGGACAGCGAGAUUUGAAUGAAAUAAAUAAUUGAUCGCGUUGCUAUCAUAUCAUUCAUGUGACACCUUUGAUAAUCCCCUCAUCUGAAGAUUCCGGUUUCCGUCCCUGUGAUGCAAACUUACUUGGGGACUCAAUGACAUCGCUUAAAGCAGAAUUUUUUUUUUGUUGUCAACACUUAUUUCGGAAUUAUAAUUCUUAUUUAUGGAACUAAACAAUCUAUCAUUUUUUAAAUACUACUAUCCUUUGGUAGACUCUGUGGAGGUAAUAACAUCUCAGUUCAUUCCUCAUUAAUUGCUCAGCGACAUAAGGAUCGAACGUCUUCAUUAAAACUAAUAAAUAUUGUAUCAUGUGAAUGCGACGCAUGAUAUAUUCGGUUUAAAUAAUAUUUAUUAAUUAAUAAUAGGUUUAUUAUCAGAAUUUGUAUUCAAUACGUUUUAAUUCUAUAAAGAUAAACACGAUGGUUACUCGUGAGACCAUUCCAUUUUUAGGAUAAAGUGGAAGCCAAAACGACGACUUAUUUUUCUAAACAAUUUUGUUAGAUUGCAAAUUAAAAGUGUAUAGAUAAAAUGUAGAUGUUUAUCAAUAUUGUAAUCAUAAGACAUUCAGAUUUCCAAAGAUCUAAAGCUCAACUCAAUUCUUUUAGCUAAUGUCGCGCCGUCUUGAUAUAAUAUGAACCUACAUUGCGUAUGCAAUAUUAACAUUAACAGUAGAAUCAAAUGUAGUAACUGUAAAAAUAAACGGUCCACGCAGAACUAGCGUCAAAUAGCACGAUUAUUUUUAAGCAUUUUUCCAUUGAUUCACUACAAAGAGAUUUGUAAAAAAAAUAUGUUUAUCUUUAUAUCAUGCAUAGUAAUAAUUACACUGUUAUUUGGAUUGGAUAAGGACGAUAUUUAAAUAUCUGUGGGAAAUUGCUCGACCAUGCUCGCGCAAUUUGAUGCUAAGCCUUCGCUGGCCUAUAGUUUGCAAUGAAAUUAUUUUAUCCGACGUCAUUUAGUAUGUACAUACUUAAUUACCAUAAAAUGUGAUAAGACUUUUUUAUGUUGUAGUAUUUUUUAUAAUUAUUUAAGUACCUACACUAACUUUCAUUUGUAUAAAUUUCUACGAGUUUAAAAAAAAAAAAUGACAAAUGGUGCUGUCUUAAAGCAACACAUUUCCUUCUGUACAUUUGUGAUUCAUGGUAGAUAUAUUUUGUAUAACAUUAUCUAUACAUAAUAUUUGAAUGCGUAUGUCAUAUUUUUAUCCUUUGAGUAUCAUAU